Messenger RNA from Camelus dromedarius (Arabian camel), 1192 nucleotides. RefSeq names its product transmembrane protein 236 (gene TMEM236). The transcript has 4 exons. Bases 128 to 1192 code for a protein of 354 amino acids. Lineage: Eukaryota; Metazoa; Chordata; Mammalia; Artiodactyla; Camelidae. The record is from RefSeq and is a predicted model, not a curated record.
GAGGGUCAAUAAAAGAAUAAAAAGUCACUGGUUAGUGAUUCGAGUACAAGGAACUUGAUCCCAGCUCCGUAUCUGUGUGUCCAUAUGCUGCUCACUGUCAGAGGGGAACCAUUUGAUCCCCAGGUGCAUGCCCUUCCCCAGGAUGGCUUCUGGAAAACUAGUCAAGUUCCUGGUUUUUGAGCUGCUUGAGUUUGCUGCCUUUUCCAUCCCCAUGCUCGUGAUGAUGGAACAGUUUGCCUCUGCUGAUCAAAACACAAGGGAUACACGGGACAGAACACAUUAUUGGCUGAUUGUUUCCUGUUCGAUUGCUUAUGUAGCCUUAAUGACUGUCUUGAUAUGGAUUCCCGUGAAAGUUCUCUUGUUCAAGAAACGUCAUCUUUACCAAAAAAUCAUAGGAUGGAGACCUGUUAUGGUGAUGUGUGUAGUACUCACCACACUUCCCAGCUUCAGCUUUUCCAUAGCAGUGACUGAGGUUCAGAAGAAUGUUAAUGGUUCUGCCGUGUUACCUGAUAUGUUACCUGACCUGCCAGUCUCUCUGGUUCUGACUUGCUUGAUCGUGGUUGAUAUUAUUGAAAAACUCAGGACAUAUCCUCUUAGAGGGCAGCUAAAGAGUAAUGAAGACAAGCACGUGUAUAUGACCAGUCUGCAACAAAUAAAAACUGUGACGGACCAAGUGAGGCAAAAUGAAGAAAACCCGACACCCCCGCAGCCAGCCAAAAGGACCCAGUUGUCACGACCACCAGGAGCCACGACAUGGCGCCCUGCUCCUGAUCUGGAGGGACCCCAGGAGCCCACCUUUGACUCAGGAAUCCUGAGAGCCAUGUCCCAGCAGGACAUCCGCGCACAAGUCUUCCUGUGGACCUUUCUGCUGUGGUCUGACACUGUAGAAAUGGUCCGGGUGGCCGGGCACCCCAAUGUGUACAAGUCAGGCUGGGUCUACCCAGUCUACCUGUUCAGUUUCAUUUCUCUUCUUAGAAUGAUAUUCACUCCUCAGAACCCACUUCUGAAUUCCCUGGGCAUCCUGCUCCAGGAUCUGCCCUUUAUCUUUGUUAGACUUUGUUUAAUCAUUGCCCUGGGAACUAUCACACCUGUAUGGGGCCUUUGUAAAAAUGUACUCGUGACUCUCUCUUAUGUUUACUUCAAUUACUUAACCAAAUUCAGGAUUUUCUCAUCCUUUGAAACAUCUUUUUAA